AUAGUAGGACUUCAUUGCCAUAAGCUGAGAACUAGUUGUAGAGGUGCAGAUUUUAUAUCAUUCUAGUUGCUGCUGCUCUUUGUUUUAUAAUUUGCUGAGACUUAUCUGUGGUACAUUCUGAAUUUGUUUCUUUGAAAACAUCGUUAAGUAGCUAAUCAGUCUCUUGCAAAUUGUGGGUUUUUGACUUCAAACUUAUUUUCUGAAGAUUUUUGGCAUUUGGACCGGAGCAGCAUCCAAUUGUGCUUCAGAUUGGAGGAAGUAAUUUGGAAAACAUUGGAAAGGCAACUCAACUUGCAAAUUCCUAUGGAUAUGAUGAAAUCAAUUUCAAUUGUGGAUGUCCCAGUCCAAGAGUAGCUGGACAUGGCUGUUUUGGUGUACGCCUCAUGCUAGAUCCCAAGUUUGUUGCUCAAGCCAUGUCAGUAAUCGCUGCAAAUACAGAUGUUCCCGUGAGUGUCAAGUGCCGAAUAGGUGUUGAUGACCAUGACUCAUACAACGAGCUUUGCGAUUUUAUAUACAAGGUUUCUUCACAAUCACCAACCAGGCAUUUCAUUAUACACUCCCGAAAAGCAUUGCUGAAUGGACUUAGCCCUGCUGAAAAUAGAAAAAUUCCUCCAUUGAAAUAUGAGUACUACUAUGCUCUGUUGCGUGAUUUUCCUGAUCUACGAUUUACUAUUAAUGGAGGGAUAAACACGGUUGGCGAGGUGAAUGCAGCAAUAGCAGAAGGUGCUCAUGGCGUAAUGCUUGGUCGUGCAGCCUAUAACAAUCCAUGGCAAACUUUGGGUAAUGUAGACAGUGCAGUAUAUGGUGAACCGCACAGUAGUUUAACCAGGCGUCAGGUCCUUGAGAAGUAUCAGGUGUAUGGUGAUUCUGUGCUUGGAAAAUACGACAAUAGACCCUCGCUUCGUGAUGUUGUUAAGCCUUUGCUUGGUCUAUUUCAUUCUGAGCCCAGAAGUGCCCUUUGGAAACGCAAAGUUGAUUCUGCAUUUCAAUACUGCAAGACAGUUAAAGAGCUUUUGGAAGAAACACUAGUAGAAAUUCCAGAUUACGUCUUGGAUUCACCUGUUCGGGAGGUACCAGUUGGUUGCCUUGAUACUUUUGCGAACUCGAAGAAAUUGUUGCCUCCUCAAUACUCAAGAUGGGAAGAAGACAUAGUCAUGGUAUUGACAUUCCCUUUAGAAAGCGAACCAGGAAGCUAUUCAUCUAAUAAACCUGAUGUUGAAGGUGAAGCUUUAAUGGAGUUCUUAACAGCUCUGAAUGAUUCCAAUCACAGACUUAACUGGAAUUAUUAUUUUGUGAGCCCUUGUUUCAGUUGGUCUAAUGUUACAUGCAUAAAUGGAAAUGUCGUAUCCUUGAACCUAGCUUCUAAUGGAUUUUCUGGAACUCUUUCUCCAGCGAUUACCAAAUUAAAGUUUCUGGUUAACUUGGAUUUGCAUGACAAUGAUCUAUCUGGUGACCUGCCUGAUUAUCUUGGCAGCAUGCUGCACUUACAGAAUCUUAAUCUUGCCAAAAACAAAUUUACUGGUCCAAUACCAACUACCUGGGGCCAACUUACAAACCUGAAACACUUGGUAGUGAAGGAGAACAACUUAAGCGGAUCUAUUCCUGAUUCACUUGCUGGUAUCUCUAGCUUGAUGCAACUGGAUCUUUCCUCUAAUGAUCUAAGUGGAAAGGUUCCAGUACAACUGUUUUCACUACCAAUGUUCAAUUUCUCAGACACACACCUUACAUGCGGAGAAGCAUUCCAGCAACCUUGCGUUUCAAGUUCCUUGGUUGCAGUUUCCAGCAAAAAGAGGAGAGUUGAGGUUAUUAUAACUGGUGUCGCUUGUGGUACAUUUGUUCUUCUGGUGGUUGGCGCCGCUCUUCUUCACUGGUAUCAUAAAGUACGGAAUCCAAAACGUGAAGUAUUUGUUGAUGUGGAAGGUGAAGAUGACAGCAAAAUUUCAUUUGGACAGCUGCAGAGAUUCUCUUGGCGUGAGAUCCAGAUGGCAACCGAAAACUUCAAUGAGGCCAACGUUAUUGGACAAGGAGGAUUUGGAAAAGUUUAUAAGGGGUUUCUACCAGAUAACACAAAAGUUGCUGUGAAACGUCUCAGUGAUUAUCACAAUCCUGGUGGAGAGGCUGCAUUUCUCAGGGAGGUUCAAUUAAUAAGUGUUGCAGUUCACAAGAAUCUGCUUCGAUUGAUUGGAUUCUGUACCACCUCAUCGGAGAGAAUUCUUGUUUAUCCGUUCAUGCAAAACCUCAGCGUUGCUUAUCGGUUAAGAGAACUGAAACCUGGAGAGAAAGGUUUGGACUGGCCUACUCGAAAGCGGAUAGCUUUUGGUACUGCUCAUGGCUUGGAGUACUUGCACGAACAUUGCAAUCCAAAAAUCAUUCAUCGCGAUUUAAAGGCUGCAAAUAUCCUUCUUGAUGAUGACUUUGAGGCUGUUCUUGGAGAUUUUGGGCUAGCAAAGUUAGUGGAUAACCGACUGACUCAUAUUACGACUCAGGUUCGUGGAACCAUGGGACACAUCGCCCCUGAAUAUUUGUCAACUGGAAAGUCAUCAGAGAAGACAGAUGUGUUUGGAUAUGGGAUUACUCUUCUGGAACUUGUAUCUGGUCAACGCGCCAUAGAUUUCUCUCGGCUCGAGGAAGAGGAGGAUGUUCUACUGCUUGAUCAUACCAAAAAGUUGCUGAGAGAGAAACGGAUAGAGGACAUUGUGGAUCGGAACUUGAAUAGUUAUAAUGCUAAAGAAGUAGAGACAAUCCUCCAGGUGGCAUUGCUUUGCACUCAGGGUUCUCCCGAAGAUCGUCCAAGAAUGGCAGAAGUCGUGAACAUGCUGCAGGGUGUCGGGUUAACUGAAAGAUGGUCAGAAUGGGAGAAGCUUGAAGAAGUGAGAAAUCAGGAAUUCUCCCUCGUGUCCCACUCCCACCAGUUUCUUUGGGCUGAUGAAUCCACCCAAGACCAAGAAGCUAUUCAGCUGUCCCAAGCAAGAUAA
This is a messenger RNA of Oldenlandia corymbosa var. corymbosa, 2975 nucleotides long. NCBI's taxonomy places the organism in Eukaryota, Viridiplantae, Streptophyta, Magnoliopsida, Gentianales, Rubiaceae. The record is from the annotation of a GenBank genome assembly.